AUGGACAAAAGUAAUUUCAAAGAAGAAAGUAAAGAAAAAGAUAAUAAAAACAUUGUUGAAAGAAUUGAAGAAAGUAUUAAAAAAAGGAAUAGAGAAGAAAGUAAAGAAAUAAAAAGAGAAAUAAAAGAAAAAGAAAUUAAAGAAGAAGAAUUAGAGGAAAUAGAAAACGUAAUAGAAAGAAAUAGAAUAAAUGAAGGAAAUAAAGAAAUAUAUGAAGAAUUAAUAAAAAUACCACAAAUACAAAGGUAUAUAAUAAAAAAUAUAAUUAAAGAAAUUGAAAUAAACUAUGAAUUAUAUGAUCAAUUUAAUAUUAAUUUAACAGAAGAAAGUAUUAAAGAAAUAUGUAAUGAUAUUAUAAAAGAAAAAGGAAAUGAAAAUAAAAUAAUUCAAUUAUUAAAAUUAUUAUCAAAAUGGGAAUUUGAAAGUCUUAAUGAAGAAGAAAAGAAUUGUAUAAAAAAUUGUAUUAUACAAAGUAAUAAUAAAUUAAUUAUUCAAAUUGGAUGUUCAAUAUUAAGAAAAGAUCAAAAUAAUAUUCAUUAUUUUAUUGAUUUAAUGAAUAUUGGAAAUGAUUUUGUUGCAGAAACAGCAGCAGAUAAUUUAUUUUCAGAAUGUUUAGAUGAUAAUGUUCUAAAUACAUUAAGAAGAUCAAUAUUAAAUAAUAUGCCACCAGUAUGUGAACGUGUUCAAGAUAUUAUUAUUUCUGUUUUACAAGCAAAUAAUCCUAAAAUGAAAGAUAUAGAAAAAAUAAAAAUUGCAUUAGAAUUAUCAAGAUAUAACCAUCUUCAUGACUUAAGAAAAUAUAUUAUUCAUAUCGUUGUUGAAGAAAAAACUCCUUUAAAUGAAAUUAUUCAAUGUUGUUUUGAAGUAUUAUCAAAAAAAUUAAAUUAUCAAAUUGAUUUAGUUGAAAGUAUUCGUUUUAUAUUAGAAAGAUUAAUUCCUUUUAAUCAACAAUUAAAUCCAAGAAGAAUGCAAUUAAAAUAUAAUAAUAAUUUUAUUAUUGUUUAUUGUCGUCAAACUGCAGAAGAAUUAAUACAACAAUUAAAUAAAAAUGGAGUUAUAAUUGCAUUUGGAGAUGUUAUACCAAAAAAUACAGCAUUAGAAGAUGUUGGAUUAAAAGAAGGAGAUGAAAUAAUGAUAGAUGAAAAUGUAGAAUAUGAAACUACAAUAACAAAUACAAUAAAAUUUAUUGAUAUAACUAAAAUAGAAAAUGAUGUAACACAAUUAAUUAAUGGAAAUAUUAAUGGUAAAUUACAAAUAUUAGAAGUUCUUCCUUUUAUAAAACAAAAAUUUGAACCAAAUUAUAUUCCAUAUAAAUAUUAUAAUUAUUAUAAACAACAAAAUGAUAUUGAAUUAUUACAUGAAGAACUUCUUUUAUUUGAUAUUAAUGAUAUUAAUAAUAAAGAUACUUUAGAAGUUUAUUGUAAAUUACUUACAUUAUUAUCAAAUGAUAUUUGUAAAACUAUUAUUGAAACAAAAUGUGAAGAAAUUAAUAAUGAAAAUGGAAUGAAAUUUAUUCAACAAUUAUUUAUUACACCAGAAUUACAUUGUGUUAUUCCAAAUGAAUUAUGGAAAUGGGUAAAUAAAAUUGUUAAUAAAUUACAAGGAAAUGAAAAACAUUCAUUUUGUUUUAAUGCAGUUAAAUUAUAUAAAGAUAAUCAUGAAUUUAUAAAUGAAGUAAUAAAAAUGAAAGACAUUGUUUUAGUAUCUAUGCUUCUUAAUCAAAAUCCAACACCAUAUAUUAUUGAACAAUGUAAAAAUAUUUUUAAUUUAUUUAAAGAUAAUAUACAAAGACAAAAAGAAUUAAAACAAUUUAAUGAAUUAGAUUAUUAUUAUUCAAUUAUUCAAUAUUAUUCUCCUAAUCCAAAUGAAGUUAUUGAAUAUAUUAAUCAAACAAUUUCAACAAGAAGAAGAUGGAUAUUAUUAACAUCAUUAAAAACAAUUCAUAAUAUAAAUGAAAUAGUGAAAAUUAAUAAUACAAUUUCAUAUGAAGGAAUAAAUGAAUUUGAUUUUUCAGGGUUUUAUAAUCCAUCCAAAUUAUGUUAUAUGACAAGUGUUUUAGUACAAUUAUUAUCUAUUGAAGAAUUUCAAACAAUAUUAAGACAAACUUCAUGUAAAAGUAGAGUAAUUUUAUUAUUAAUUUCAGCAUUAAAAUAUUUUACAAAGAAUGGAGAAGACUUUAAAAUAGAAAACCUUCUGUUAGAAUUACAAAAAUAUACCAAAAUGGAAUUAAAUGAAUUUAAUGAUGUAAGUGAAUUUAUGAUGUUAUUAUGGGACGUUUUAGAAAAAGAAUUACCUGAAGAAGAAUUUAAACAAUUAGAAAAACAUUUUAUAUUUCAAACUAAAAACAAAACAUCAGAAGGUAUUCAAAAAGAUAAACAUUUAUUUUUAAUUAUUCCUUUUGGUGUAAAAUCAAUUGAAGAAUAUAUUAUUGAAAGAAAUGAUGAAUUACAAACAAUUGAAGAAUAUCCAGAUUAUCUUCAAAUUCAAUUUCAAAGAUCAUUAUAUGAUAGUAAUAAAACACAAUGGAAAAAUAAUGAUGAAAUAAGUUUUGGAUAUUCAAUUAAAUUACCAUUAAAUAAUGGAGAAAAAGAAAAUUAUAUAUUAAAAGGAAUUAUAGUUCAUUUUGGAACUGUAAAUAUUGGACAUUAUAUUAGUUAUGUAUUAAAUCCAGAAAAUAACAUUGAUUGGAUUUAUUUUAAUGAUGAUAAAGUAGAAAAAAUUUCAUGGUAUAAUUUUAAUAUUCAACAAAAAUGUUUUGGUAAAAAAGAUAAAAAUGAAUAUAUUAGUACUGCUUAUAUUCUUAUUUAUCAAAAACAAUCAAAACUUAAUAAAAAUAUUAAUCAAAUCUUUCAUUUUGUUGAAGAAACUCAUCCAUUUGAUAUUCCUCUUCCAAAUUUAAUGGUAGAUAAAUUCUUUUCAUUUUCAUUACAAAGUAAUUUAAAGUUACAAGAUAUUAGAAUAUUACAUUAUCUUAAAAAUUAUAUGUUUGAUAUUACUAAUUAUCAAAUUGUUACUAAAAUGAUUAAAUUAUUAACUUCAGAAUCUGAUAUUGUUAGAAAAACUGUUCUUCAAAUGUUUUUAAAUUAUCAUAAAUCUGUUAAACAUAUUGAUUUUAGAUUUAUUGAUGUUAUAGUUCAUUAUGUAUCUUCUUUUUAUUCAAUGUUUUAUCCUUCUCCUUCAAUUCAUUUAAAAGAAUUUAUUACUUAUUUAAAUGUUUUUUGUGAAGGGGAUGAUGUUGAAAUUAAUUCAUUUAGAAGAAUUAUUAUUAUUUAUGCAACUAAAUCAUUAUCAUUACUUAAUUUAAUGUCACGUUCAACAAUUGAAGAAGGUCUAGAAAAAUUAUUUUAUCAUUUAAUAAGUAUUUCUCAUCCAACUAUUCAAGAUAUUGACCAAGACAAUCAAAUUAUGAGAUGGGUUUUAACUACUGAUGGUGGUUCAAAAAUUAUUAAAGAAUUAUAUAAUGGAAUGUUUUUAAAACUCGUUUUUAUUAUCAAAAAAUGUUUUGCUUGUGAUGAAGAAGAAAUGUAUUUAGACCUUUUUAAAAUGAUUUUAACUUCUAAUGAUAAAAAAGCUAUCUUUUCUUUACUUUCAAUUUAUUCUGAAUUUAAUAGGUCUUCAAUUAAUAAACCUUUACCAGAAGCUUAUUGUUAUGGAUUAUUAACUUUAAUUGAACCUACGAGACAUGGAAUGAAUGUUAUUCAAUUAAUUCUUUCUAUUAAAAAUCCAUUAAUAACAGAAUGUUUAGAUAAAAUGUAUGGAAGUUAUGAUUUAUUUAAAACUACUAUUAGAAAAUAUGCUCAUUCAUUAGAUAGUUCAUUAGAUACUUUUGAAGAUUCUAAAUUAAAAAUGUAUGAACUUGGAUAUUCUGAUGUUUAUGAUGAAUGUGCAAAACAUUAA
Messenger RNA from Entamoeba nuttalli P19, 3897 nucleotides. RefSeq names its product ubiquitin carboxyl-terminal hydrolase domain containing protein. The record is from RefSeq and is a predicted model, not a curated record. The coding region runs from base 1 to 3897 and encodes 1298 amino acids. Gene Ontology annotation, molecular function: cysteine-type endopeptidase activity; cysteine-type deubiquitinase activity. Gene Ontology annotation, cellular component: nucleus; cytosol. Gene Ontology annotation, biological process: protein deubiquitination. The transcript has a single exon. NCBI's taxonomy places the organism in Eukaryota, Evosea, Mastigamoebida, Endamoebidae.